Hyaena hyaena (striped hyena) is the source of this 3314-nucleotide messenger RNA. It is a transcript of the gene PPP1R13L, whose product is annotated as protein phosphatase 1 regulatory subunit 13 like. Gene Ontology annotation, molecular function: transcription factor binding. The transcript has 13 exons. Gene Ontology annotation, biological process: regulation of transcription by RNA polymerase II; positive regulation of cell differentiation. Lineage: Eukaryota; Metazoa; Chordata; Mammalia; Carnivora; Hyaenidae. The record is from RefSeq and is a predicted model, not a curated record. The coding region runs from base 73 to 2772 and encodes 899 amino acids.
GCUACUCUAGAUAGCCCUCGGCUUCUGGACCUCGCCCUUCCUGUCUGUGAAAUGGACUUUGGGUGAUUCCCAAUGGGAACGUCUCGAGAACUACAAGUCCCAAGGUGCUCGAGGCGACCCCUACUCCCUCUCCUCUCCGGGACCCGCCUCCCUCCAGCCGGAGUCACGUCGUCUAACCUGUUCCCGGAGCCUGCCCCGCCCCGUCCUCCGCUCCCCGCAGCCGGAGCCGGAGCCGGAGGAAGUCCCCCGGUGCCAGGAUCUGCCCCGGAUCCGCGCCCCGCUUCCGCCGGCACCAUGGACAGCGAGGCAUUCCAGAGCACCAGGGACCUUCUGGACCUGAACUUCCAGUCUUUGGCUAUGAGACACAUGGACCUCAAACAGAUGGAGCUGGACACGGCGGCGGCCAAGGUGGAUGAACUGACCAAACAGUUGGAGUCGCUGUGGUCAGACUCGCCGACGCCUCCGGGCUCACAGGCGGGAGCCCCCUCUAGGGCCUCCCCACAGCUGUCCCGGUACAGCUCCAGCCCGGUCCCCGAGCACUUUAGCAGCCGUGGGUCUCCCCGGAAGACGGCCACCGACGGCGCGGACACCUCCUCUUUCGGACGUUCCGAGAGCGCCCCGGCUUUGCUUCCCUACAGCCCGCUGUCCCCUAAAGGCCGGCCCUCGUCACCGCGCACCCCGCUCUACCUGCAGCCAGAUGCCUACGGCAGCCUGGAGCGCGCGCCCUCGCCACGGCCCCGCGCCUUCGACGGCGCCGGCAGCCCCCUCGGCCGUGCGCCCUCCCCGCGGCCCGGAUCGGGCCCGCUCCGCCAGCAGGGUCCCCCCACGACCUUCGACUUCCUGGGCCGCACCGGCUCCCCGCGUGGCAGCCCCCUGGUCGAGGGGUCCCAGGCCUUCUUCCCGGAGCGCGGGCCCUCGCCACGCCCCCAGACCUCAGCCUACGACGCGCCCGGCGCUUUUGGGAGCCCCCUGCUGGGCGCGGGCGGCAGCGCUUUCGCCCCGCCUCUGCGCGCUCAAGACGACUUAACGCUGCGCCGGCGGACCCCCAAAGCCUGGAAUGAGUCCGACCUGGACGUGGCAUACGAGAAGAAGUCUUCGCAGACAGCGAGCUAUGAACGUCUGGACGUCUUCUCGCGGCCUGCUUCGCCAGGCCUGCAGCUGUUACCCUGGAGAGAAAGCAGCUUGGACGGGCUGGGGGCCACCAGCAAGGACAACCUCACCAGCGCCACUCUGCCCCGCAACUACAAGGUCUCCCCUCUGGCCAACGACCGGCGUUCCGAUGUGGGCAGCUACCGCCGGUCCCUGGGCUCCGCGGGGCCGUCAGGCACUUUGCCCCGCAGCUGGCAGCCCGUCAGCCGCAUCCCCAUGCCUCCCUCCGGCCCGCAGCCCCGCGGUUCCCCGCGCCAGCGCCCCAUCCCCCUCAGCAUGAUCUUCAAACUGCAGAAUGCCUUUUGGGAGCAUGGGGCCAGCAGGGCCGUGCUCCCUGGCUCCUCCGUCUUCCCCCGAGCACCCCCACCCAAGCUACCGCCCCAGCCGCCCCCCCAGCCCCAGCCCCAGCCCCAACCACAGCCCCAGCCUCAGCCCCCCGCCCCAGCCCCCCAACCUCCCCAACAGACUUGGGCCCCUGUGAGCGAAGGCUCCCCCAAGCCUCCCCUGGAGCUGGAGCCGGAGCCAGAACUGGAGGGGCUGCUGACUCCGGUGCUAGAGGCUGGCGAUGCAGAUGAAGGCGCCGUAACGCGGCCCCUCAGCCCCACGAGGCUGCAGCCCGCACUGCCACCCGAGGCACAGUCGGUGCCCGAGCUAGAGGAGGUGGCCCGGGUGCUGGCCGAGAUACCACGGCCCCUCAAACGCAGGGGCUCCAUGGAGCAGAGCCCAGCUGUAGCCCUGCCCCCCACCCACAAGAAGCAAUACCAGCAGAUCAUCAGCCGCCUCUUCCAUCGUCACGGGGGGCCCGGGGGGCCCGGGGGGCCUGAUUCCGAGCUGUCCCCCAUCACUGAGGGAUCCGAGGCCAGGGCAGGGCCCCCGGCUCCGGCCCCACCAGCUCCGGCCCCACCCCCGGCCCUGCCCCAGAUCAGCGCACCGGACCAGCUACAGAGCAUGGAGAUGCGCUCUGUGCUGCGGAAGGCGGGCUCCCCGCGCAAGGUCCGCCGCGCCCGCCUCAACCCGCUUGUGCUCCUGCUGGACGCCGCGCUGACCGGGGAGCUGGACGUGGUGCAGCAGGCGGUGAAGGAGAUGAACGAUCCAAGCCAGCCCAACGAGGAGGGCAUCACGGCCCUGCACAACGCCAUCUGCGGCGCCAACUACCCCAUCGUGGACUUCCUCAUCGCCGCUGGUGCCAACGUCAACUCCCCUGACAGCCACGGCUGGACACCUUUGCACUGCGCUGCAUCCUGCAACGACACGGCCAUCUGCACGGCGCUGGUGCAGCACGGCGCAGCAAUCUUCGCCACCACGCUCAGUGACGGCGCCACGGCCAUCGAGAAGUGCGACCCCUACCGCGAGGGUUACGCUGAUUGCGCCACUUACCUGGCAGACGUGGAGCAGAGCAUGGGGCUGAUGCACAGCGGGGUGGUCUACGCCCUCUGGGACUACAGCGCCGAGUUCGGGGAUGAGCUGUCCUUCCGGGAGGGCGAGUCCGUCACCGUGCUGCGGCGGGACGGGCCAGAGGAGACAGACUGGUGGUGGGCCGCGCUGCAUGGCCAGGAGGGCUACGUACCUCGGAACUACUUCGGGCUCUUCCCCAGGGUGAAGACCCAGAGGAAUAAGGUCUAGCUGGAGAGGAGGAUGUGUCCAGGGGCGACAGACCUUUGCCCCAGACCUCUCCCUCAGUAACUGCUGCAUCUCCGUGGGCCCCCAGCCCCACAGGGGUGGGGUCCUCACCUCCAGCUCUCUGCUUCCCUGGGCGCCCAGGGGAGAAGGAGAACCCCAGCCUUAAGUUCCGAAACUGUCAAAACUGUCAGCCCGUGGGGGGGUCAAGGUCGGGGCCUGGAAUCACGGGAGGCCAGAGACACCGCGCCCCUCCCCCUCCAGCUGCCAAAUCGGAUCCCGUCCAAAGCGCCCCCCGUUCCUAUUGCCAACCCCUGCCACCCCAACACAAGCCAAGACCCCAUCCUAGGAGAGCCCGCGAUGCGUCACCUCCACUGGAUUUCCCUGGGCGUCACCUCUGCCCCGUCUCCCCAGAGCUGGGAGAGAGACACUAGCCUCUACCCGGACCCCUGCCCCACCUCUCCCCAGUCAAGUGCCUUCACACCAUGCUGGUUUUAUAACCAGCUGCGGAAGUUUCUCCUUAUAAUUAAAGGUAGUUUGCACGGAAG